UUAUUAGUUAGGGUUUAAGGCAUUUCCAAAACCCCGAUAACUGGAACUCACUACAGUCUCCAUUGGCAUUUCCAGAAUGGCAAACUCGAUGCUUGCGCUCUCAAGAAGGCUCUGUCGCUCUCUUCUCUCCAAUCCCAGAAUUCCUCGGCUUUCAGUGCCCUUUUCCACUAACCUCUCUUCAGGCGAAGCCUCAGACGUGGACGACUUGGCCCUCGACGACGAAAUUCACUCCGAAUCCGAAUCACCUCAUUCGCAAUCAUCAGAAUCAACAUCACAAUCUUCGCCGGAAGUUAGCACACAGCAAGCAAGGCGACUAGAGAAUGACAUCCCUAUGGGCGUUUUCAAGGCGAUACUGGUGGGACGAGUGGGAAAUCCCCCACAUCAGAAGAAGCUGAGAAGUGGGCAGACUUUGACGAUGUUUUCACUGGGUACGGGUGGGCAGAACAGCCGGAGGUCGUUGCAGAACGAGGAACCGGCAUUGAAUGCAAAUCGCCCUACCGUUCAGUGGCAUCGUGUCUGUGUUUAUUCAGAGAAGUUGGGAGAGACUGUGAUAAAGCACAUUGUGCCUGGCUCAAUUUUAUAUUUGGAGGGGAACCUAGAGACAAAGGUCUUCCUUGAUCCAAUCAAUGGUUUGGUUCAACGUUUGAGGGAGAUUGCAAUUCGCAGAAAUGGUCGCUUAAUUCUUUUGGGUAAAAGUAGUGAUGCUGGAGAUGCGGCUCCAAGUGGUAAAAAAUGGGCUGUCUUUUACUAGAAAGCAAUCAAAUGAAGGUGGGAGUUGAAGGGCUGAGAAAUGUUAGGCAUUAAACUAGUUUUUACAUUUGUAAUUAUUCAGUACUUUGAGAAGAAUUCUGAUGGAUGAUGGUGAUUUUACAACUUUCUAUUUUUUCACAUGAUAUUGUGAUGUGUGCAGUUAUAAUCUCAAGUUUGGUAAGGUAUAGUAACAAAAGAGUUAUUUUUUA
Messenger RNA from Rubroshorea leprosula, 959 nucleotides. Lineage: Eukaryota; Viridiplantae; Streptophyta; Magnoliopsida; Malvales; Dipterocarpaceae. The record is from the annotation of a GenBank genome assembly.